Molecule: messenger RNA, 1832 nt
Organism: Ipomoea triloba (trilobed morning glory)
Lineage: Eukaryota; Viridiplantae; Streptophyta; Magnoliopsida; Solanales; Convolvulaceae
Product: serine/threonine-protein kinase tricorner-like
Exons: 13
Coding region: 144-1805 (553 amino acids)
Biological process (GO): peptidyl-serine phosphorylation; intracellular signal transduction
Molecular function (GO): protein serine/threonine kinase activity; ATP binding
Source: RefSeq, a predicted model, not a curated record
CAUAUCGCCAUUGCCAUAUCUCUGUAUCACCACUCGCAUAUCUGCCUUCUCCUCCAACGCCAAGUUUCCGCGGUUUUCUUGGGAUUUUGUUUAGAAUGGGUAGAGAAAGAUUGCAAUGAGGGCAUGGAGGUUGUUUGUAUGUUAUGAUAAUUGAGGGAAAGGGAAGUAAGUACAUGGAAUCCAAGAGGAAUUGGUUGCAGAAGCUUCAGCCCCGCGAUAAUUCAAGAACAUCAAAUCAGGAGAGUGAUUCAAUGGGUGGUGGAAAUGAAGAUUCUAAGCAGUUAUCCAAUGAAGAAGCCUCCAAUGUUACCAAGCAGAAGGUAGCUGCAGCAAAGCAGUACAUAGAGAAUCAUUACAAGGAGAAGAUGAGAAUUUUGCAGGAGAGAAGGGAGCGUCGAAGCUUACUUGAAAAGAAACUUGCCGACGCUGAUGUUUCAGAAGAAGAUCAAAAUAAUCUGCUAAAAUAUUUGGAGAAGAAGGAAACAGAAUUUAUGAGGUUGAGGAGGCACAAAAUGGGAGCUGAUGAUUUUGAGUUACUAACAAUGAUUGGAAAGGGUGCAUUUGGGGAGGUAAGAAUUUGUAGGGAAAAGACAACCGGUCAUGUGUAUGCAAUGAAGAAGCUUAAGAAAUCAGAAAUGCUUCGCAGAGGACAGGUUGAACAUGUGAAGGCUGAGAGGAAUCUGCUAGCAGAGGUGGAUAGCAAUUGUAUUGUCAAACUGUAUUGUUCUUUUCAAGAUGAAGAGUACCUAUACCUCAUCAUGGAAUAUCUGCCUGGUGGAGAUAUGAUGACAUUGCUGAUGAGAAAGGAUAUUUUAACAGACGAUGAGGCGAGAUUUUAUGUUGCAGAGACUGUUUUGGCUAUUGAAUCUAUCCAUAAGCAUAACUAUAUACAUAGAGAUAUCAAGCCUGAUAACCUGCUACUGGAUAGAUAUGGUCAUUUAAGACUCUCAGAUUUUGGACUAUGUAAACCUUUAGACUGCAGUACCCUACAAGAGAAGGACUUCACGGCAGAUAAUACCGGUGAAGCUUCAAAGUCUGACGAUCAUGCUCAAGCUCCAAAACGCACUCAGCAAGAGCAACUACAACAUUGGCAAAAAAAUCGGAGGACACUUGCUUAUUCCACUGUGGGUACACCAGACUAUAUCGCGCCAGAGGUUUUGUUGAAGAAAGGCUACGGGAUGGAAUGUGACUGGUGGUCACUUGGUGCUAUAAUGUAUGAAAUGCUUGUGGGUUAUCCACCUUUUUACUCUGAUGAUCCCAUGUCAACAUGUAGGAAGAUUGUAAACUGGAGAGCACAUCUCAAGUUUCCUGAAGAAGCAAAGUUGUCUCCUGAAGCCAAAGACAUUAUCAGCAGACUACUUUGUGAUGUGACCAAGAGGCUUGGAUCAAAUGGUGCAACUGAAAUAAAGGCCCAUCCUUGGUUCAAUGGAGUUGAUUGGGACAGAAUAUAUCAUAUGGAAGCUGCUUUCAUACCUGAAGUCAAUGAUGAGUUGGACACUCAAAACUUUGAAAAGUUUGAGGAGUCAGAAAGCCACACUCAUACUUCAUCAAAAUCUGGGCAAUGGAGAAAGAUGCUAUCAUCCAAAGAUGUCAACUUCGUCGGCUACACCUACAAAAAUUUCGAGAUUGUGAAUGAUUACCAAGUCCCUGGCAUGGCUGAACUCAAGAAAACUUCCAACAAGCCCAAGAGGCCAACCAUCAAGUCACUCUUUGAUGGUGAGACAGAAACAUCAGACUCUCAGCACUCUGAAGCUAGCUACAAGACUGUGCCGUCUUCUCGAACUGAAGUUUCAGAUGACCCAUAAUUCUCCAAUCUGCAGAUCUUCCCUGCA